This is a messenger RNA of Triticum urartu, 1334 nucleotides long. NCBI's taxonomy places the organism in Eukaryota, Viridiplantae, Streptophyta, Magnoliopsida, Poales, Poaceae. The record is from RefSeq and is a predicted model, not a curated record.
AUGGGGACGUGCGAGGCCAAGGUGGCUGGUAUUCACGCGGACGUGUGGGAUGCCUCUCAACGUAUCAUGGAGUGUGAGAACGAUGAGCUGGGGCUCGCGUUCCUCCCCGAAGAAAUUGACGCCGCCCUAAUGGUGACGCUGGCCAAUGCGCUCAUCUCAACACCACAUGAGAUUCAUUUUAAGCGAGAACUUAACGGGCAAGAGAAAUCUAGCCUCGCGGCUCUAUGGCGGUUGAUUGACCCAAUAGGCCUAUCGGACCAGCCUGACACGGCCAGCCUCCCGCACCAUCCUAUCUCCUCGACUCCAUCUCCACCUCCAGCCCGCCGCCACCUCUGCCCCGCCCCACCUCACCGUGCGCCGCCGGCCGCAGCCGCGCACCGCCCGCCCCUGCCGCCGCCACCUACUGCCCCGCCCCACCUCACCGCGCCCCGCCCGUCCCAGCCGCCGCCACCUCCUGCCCCGCCCCGCCCCGUGCCCCCUACCGCCGCCACCUCCAACCCCGCCCCGCCGCGCGCCACCCCUCUUCUCCAUCUUUUCCCUCGCCAUCUCCCUCCUCCCUCCCUGUUCCGCCCCCACCCCUACUUCCCGCAGGCUCAACCAUGGUGGUCAACACGGAGACGUGAGCGUGCACGGGUGGCGUCUGUGGACGAGGCAAACCAUCGUUUAGCAACAAACAUGCAGAGGCGGCUUAUUGGACGUGCAACUGACAUUCACAUUAGGCCCCUGAAUGAAGAGAAAGCUACUCAAGCUGCUACAGAUCUUCUUGGUGAACUGUUCAUUUUCUCGGUUGCUUGUGGUGCAAUAAUCUUUGUGGUUCAUAGAAGUGGCAACUCAGAAGCCAGAAAAGAAGAGGCCCGUAAUAAGGCACUGGAGGAAAUAAAGGAGAAGAUGGAGGAGCUCGAGAGGGAAAAGCAAAUGAUGAAGCUGAGAGUGGCCGAGGUGGAGCGGGUAACCGGGGCAGGGGGAGGGUGGCCGUGGGUUCUUCCAAGGGCCUUCACUUCCGGCGUUGCCCAGGCAGAGCCAGAGCCAGAGCCAGCAGCUCAGCAGCCCACGGCUGCUUAGCUGCCGAUGCCAGAUGCAAAUCGCCUCUGUAGGCAGUUCCUUGAAUGAUUCCAUUGCGUUGGAAACCCAACGCUGAGAUUUGUGUAGCGCGAGUUGUGAAUAGUCCCGGAGAGAUUUGGUCCGAAUUGGAGCUGUCGAUGGAGGAUGAUAUAUUCCUUUAUUUCUUCUUUUUUUGACAUCAGAGGAUAUUAUGUUCCUGGUAGUAACGAGGUACCUGGAUUUGUAGUUCGUGUUCAGAUUUCAUAGUUAUACUAAUAUUUUUGAGCAAUCAA